AUGGCUUACGCACAAUGGGUUGCCAUCAAAAUCAUCAACAGCUUCCGCAAUGGAACCAUCACCUUGAAGCACGCCCAAGCCCUCUGGGGAAAGUUCUACCGCGACGGUAACAAGGACGCGGAAAUCAGUACCGACGAUGUCGAGAAGAUUACUAUCCCUGCUGGCUCUCAGGCGACUAUCUACGCAUGCGGCCGAUCUGACGCGUCUUCCGGCACCGAGGGAAAGAUCGACCUCUAUGAGGACAACCAGAAGAUCUGCACCAUCUACUGGGAUUGCCCCUGGGGAUCCAAGACCAACAACUUCCAGAUCCAAGACCGCAACUCUAAUGCGGGCUACAUGGUUAGCGUCGGCGAUUGGAGCCGCGACUCCGGCGCCAUUGGCAAUGUUGAUGUCGAGGUUGCCAAGAAGGGCUAG
Molecule: messenger RNA, 414 nt
Organism: Aplosporella prunicola CBS 121167
Lineage: Eukaryota; Fungi; Ascomycota; Dothideomycetes; Botryosphaeriales; Aplosporellaceae
Exons: 2
Coding region: 1-414 (137 amino acids)
Biological process (GO): symbiont-mediated hemolysis of host erythrocyte
Source: RefSeq, a predicted model, not a curated record